Messenger RNA from Ceutorhynchus assimilis (cabbage seed weevil), 5051 nucleotides. The record is from the annotation of a GenBank genome assembly. NCBI's taxonomy places the organism in Eukaryota, Metazoa, Arthropoda, Insecta, Coleoptera, Curculionidae.
GUUGGCGACAAGUAUACUUCGCAUGAACACAGCUCGGGCUCGCAGCUGACGUGACGUCAUUUACAAAAAUAAAUAAACGGCGAAAUGGCAUCCUCCGAGUUUAAUUUCCAAUUAAUUUUCGAUUAUUUUAAGGAAAACGGCGGAAAAGUGAAAAACCGGGACGCGGUGCGCUAUUUCAAGAGAUAUUUGACCGAUCCGGCAACAAAAGACGAAAACAGAAGAAAAUUCAAAGAAUACGUCAACACUUUAGCCCACACAAGACUAGAAGGCGACGAAAAAGUUCUCAUCCUCAAAUCCAAAUACCUCAACAGUCAAGAGCUUUCUUUACACUCAUCGACUAGUUCCCUAAACUCCAAUUUAGCCCCGAACGAUCCCAGAAAUAAUGUCGGGCUACCUUUGUCUCCUCUUGGUAAUAACAACAAUGGCAAUUUUCAACUGUACAGUAGCACUAGCUCACUUUGCACGCCACCGAGACAGCCUCCUCCUUACCGAAAUCCCCCUCCUGUAUCCUCACCGUCACCAUCUCUGGAUAGUGUUAGCUUGAGCUCUAAUUCAACUCAAGAUGACCGACCUUUGGCUCCUCCAAGACAGCACAGAAGUAACUCAAGAGGAAAUCUAUUGGAUGCUGAAAACUUGAGCACUCCAACUAGAGAAGAAAAUCUUGAAAAAGGUGGCUUGAGUGUGAAGGAACGAACGCAGCAGUUUAAUCGGAUGGCUUCUGUGGAAGACGACCUAAGUCCACGAGUUUCAAAAAGUGCUGAAAAAGAUAGAGGCAAAAAUUGGGGAUUGGACGAUACUGACGAGUCUACUUUGACACCGCUGGAACCAAAGAAAUGUCAAGAAUGGUACGUGACUGCUAGUAGAGGAGAUUGUCAAGAGUUGCUCAGGCUAGCCAGAGAUGAACCGAGAUUAGUCAAUAGAAAGGAUCCAUUCACGGUGAGUCUCCAAAUCGGGAAGGGUAAGAAAGCAUAGAAUCAACAUUCACAAAUACCAUUAAUAACAGUUAAACCACCCCAUCAGCUACCCAUCAUCAUCAUCCUUAAAAAAAAUUACAUUGUUUGUUUUAAAAACCCAUCUACUACUUAGUAUAUUAUACCUGCUGCAAACUUGGCCAGAUGAUAGUCCUUUUUUGCCAUUUCAUCAUCAUUUGUCGGUUUUGUUGUUGUGUAUCAUUGCCGUUUUUCGGAUCGCGUGACCGAACCUCAAGCUGAACAAACUCGCUGAUGAUACACCGAAACAGAUAAUGGGUACGAUAUAAAAAGGUGUUCGGUCAGCUUUUUAAAUGAACGUGGACGACGUAACGCACCAAAUAACGAAUUGGCACGAGGAUGAUUAGUGUUGAUCGUAAAUGAUGAUAGAGUGGCCCCCCUAUGAUCAUAAUGAUGGCGAUGGGCGUGGUUCGGAAAUGAAAUGCGAUCGCAACGAACGGCAAUUUUUGUAAAAAUGUUGUUAUUAAUUGUAUAGUUUUUUUCGAAAUAAAUUUAGAUAUCUUACUUUGGAAAUUAAUUGGAAACUCAAACUUGGAUAUGAAACAAAACUAGUAAUCUCAUGGGAGCGAGCGUCACAAUGUUGUUCUUUGAAUAUCAGAUCGGGUAGUUUUUUGAUUGAAGAAUACUUCUGCUUUUGAACUGCUUAGCUUUUUAACUUGCGGCUGCCAGAUCAAGAUCUGGGAGGAAUUCUACAGCUUAAUUUUCUUCUACGAAUACUUGUGCUUUUCUUCAACUUUAAUAUGUCCAUUAACAAGUCCUGAGGCGUCGAAUUUCACGUACUGUAUGUCUCUGCGACUAGCAAAUCAAUUGAAAAACUACGUAUCUCCUGCUCAUAUUUGUAAUUGUAAAGUGCCCUUAUCUUAUAUUCUUCCUGUGGAGUUCUAUAGAACUUUUCCUGACGUGAAUCCUUAGUUCAGAUAACUACCUUCCAUAGACUUGUAUCCGCUUCUUUGAUUAGGUUACAGGUACUGAUUUAGAUAACUGCCGCAACCAGACAAUGCGUCACUGGUCACUGUGUUCAAAAACAUAACCAUAAUAUUUUUAUUUCACAUAACUGAAGAAUUUUGGUGCUUUUAUGAAGAAACCCCCAGUACAACUAAACUUUUAGGUGGAACAAUUAUAUAAUGAAGCUGGGACCACCAAAAUUGAGUAGUAUUUGUUGACCUUAUUAAGAAAAAUUAACAUAUAAUUCUAAAAAUUGCUAUAUUGAAACCUAUAAAGAAAAUAUACAACUGGGAGCGCAAAUAUUUUCAAAUAAUAAUGUAUCCAUAACUGACAUGGCAUUUCCGAAGGGCCUUAACGCCAAAUUUGUAUCUUUUUUACCUAGUCCCUUUGGAAAUUUUAUUUAUUUUGUAGAAAAUAACAUUAGCGUUGUAGAAAAUAACAUUAGCAAAUGAUAUAAAAUAACGCAGCUUAUCAACUAGGUACUACAUUCGUCAAGUUCGCCAAACUCAAUUCCCGAGUUGGCACAUGACAUGCCAUUGCAGUUCGCACAAAGACUGGAGCACGGUAUAUUGGAUCUUUUGCAGCAGCAGAGCUUAUUACAUCCCGCCUUGCACGAACAGAAUAUCAUUUUUAGCACAAACUCGGGGGCUAUCGGUUUCGAUGACAUCAAAGGAAUCAACAAAUUAUUUUUUCUAGUCCAGCCCCAUUCCAAUGGAUUUUUCGAAUUUCCGAUCCAGUACUGGAUCUGAAGAUAUACCCUUAAAUGAUGGUUUUUUGAAGGUUCAGAUGUCGGUGGUAAAACGGCCAACUCAAAAUUUGUGUUAAGGGCCUGUCGAGCAGUAAUUGUUUUAUAUUUAUAGAACCUCAGUUCGUCAAGAUUUUUUGCCAGUUUGUGUUUUCCAUAUAGAGCCAUUAGAAACUGAUCGCCAGAUUUGAUCACAUCGUUCUUAUCCGCCGUUGGAUCUAGAAAAACAGACACAAUAUUCUGCAUUUUGGUGUCUUUCUCUAAAAGUUUAUAAGCAGAAAUUUUGCCUUUUUUAAACAAGCAGGAAGUUGUCUCAGUACCGGAAAUGGCGUGAGCGAAUAAAAUACAUUCUUUCGGGAUGCCUAACUUUCCUUGAGUUUUUAAAAUAUCUGUAACUGGAUUCGGUUUUCCAGAUCUGCCUGGGGCGAAGCAUGAAUAUUUUUUCAUCCUGCACCUUGUACAUUAAUAGGACAACUAGAUCGGUAUCGUCUCCAACAAGUACCACAUGUGAACCGGAUUUACCUAUUGUGAUCGCUUCGUCCACUAAAACAGUAUCUGCAUCUCCUCUAGCUUGAAUAUCUUUAAUCCCAGCACCCUGAAGUUUCUUGGACAGUACUUGAAUGAAUCUGUUUUUGUUUUUUUGUCUGCAAAAAAUUUUUCCUGGUUAAUAGUGGUUGCAGAGUUGUCUGUAAAAGUUAUUUCAAUACUGGAAACCUUUCCUGCUCUACGCAUCUGUUCUUGCGAUUUAGUGGAAAUUUCGGCUUAAUACCCAUCAAAUACUGCAGUUGAAUUAGAGCCAUAAUGAUAGAUAAAGUAAUUUACAUAUUGGUUCAGAAUUUCUCCAUAUGUUGCUGGAAAUUGCCACACAACCUUUUGAAGAAAAUGUCCUCCGUCAAUCAACAAGACUGGUUCGUAUGGUAGAAUAUCUGUUGGAGGGCAUUUCUUAUCCAAAUACGCAAAUAGAGCUGCCUUGUUCGUUUUACGCAGCAUCCCAUUGUCUAUAAGAGACAAAGGGAAAGGUGCAAGUUCAAAUUCGAAGCAUUCCUUCAAAGUGUCCUCAGUCUUGUAAGUGCAGAGAAUCCUGUUAAAAAGCUGCGUUGGAUUCACUGAAGCUUCCUGAUUAUUUACCUUCAAAGUUUUGAACAUAAAGGACAAGGGUUUAAUUUUGUCGUUUCGUUUCAAACGGAGGUCUUGAAAAUUCAGGCCAAUGCACUUCGAUAAUAGGUUUUCUCCCACUUCUCUCGCAGAAUCACAGUUUAUAUCAACUGACGCAACUAAAGAAGAGGAAAUGGAUAGAAGUGAGUUUAUUUGGUCAUCAAAUGGAUUAUGGAAUUCCAACCAACUGAGCAAUCGCUGAAGAUCGUUGUAGUCGCGAUUUCCUCUAGAAUCGCGCAAUUCGACAUGCUGUUCUGAGUAGCAAGGCCUAGAUUUUGAAAAUGUCUCCAACGAUUCGCAAACUCUUGUUGAUUCUGGCAUUGAUAACACCCAUUUACCCAACACGGCUUCAGUUAAGCCUCUGCCGCGUGUCAAGCCUCCUUCUGAUUUCAUAGAUCGCACAAGUACUUGCUCAAUGGUGAUGUCAGUCCAUAAACCUUGCCAAAACUUGUCUGGGAGACGUCUGAUUGUGAAUGAAGCACAGAAUUUGUCAUAAUCCUCUUCGCUCAUAGAAGUUUCCAGUUGGUUCAUCUGUUGUUAGUAUAAAUGGGCUGAUUUGGCAUAGGACAAGUGACCGCUUGAGUGGAAGUAGGGCAGCAUUUUUUUAACACAAUACAAAUGUAGCUGAUGAAAAUCUCCGAUUCGUUCUGCAUAAAUAAACAUCUUCACCAAAUCAAUUUGCUCCCAAUAUUCACACCACAACUUGCCUGUUCUGCUCUGUUCACGUGCUAUUUUGAUUCUGCUUUCCAACUGAUUUACAAUAGGUUCAGUAGCAUUGAUGACAGGUGAACUAAGUACUUCGGAAAGAUCAAAACUCUUUCUAGUUGAAUCAGCUGCAAAAUGGUGUGCAGUAUGAAUUGUAGUCAAAUUACUGGGAUCCAAACUCGGAUCCAAAUUAAUAAAUGGUACUGGUGUUACUGAAGUAGUUUGGAAAUCACCUGUUACAGUUUUGGCCUUGAAUCCAUUCCAAAAAGGUUUUUUAUCCAAGUCUAGGAUGAACCUAGAAAGCCAAAGGCAGUCCCUGACCUUAAAUUCCUUCAAAAUCUGUUCCGAAAUGAUAUUGUGUGGUUCUUCAAUGCAGUUUUUAUUAUUUGUGGCUGUAUUUUUUUUAUAAUGUUUUAAUGGAAUAGCACCAAAUUUUCCAACUUCUUCUGCUUUCGGAAUAUUACGAGGUCUCCCUAUUUUUUUUUGAAUUAUGUGAGCUUCUCUUGGUGGUA